Molecule: messenger RNA, 2167 nt
Organism: Penaeus indicus
Lineage: Eukaryota; Metazoa; Arthropoda; Malacostraca; Decapoda; Penaeidae
Exons: 4
Coding region: 226-1713 (495 amino acids)
Biological process (GO): proteolysis
Molecular function (GO): cysteine-type endopeptidase activity
Source: RefSeq, a predicted model, not a curated record
GAUAAGAUCAUGCUUGUGCUGUUUUCAGGGAGGUCAAAGACAGUGGUCAGAAACAUCAUUUCUAAAGGGAAUUUCAACCAAAUCAUUUAGACAGAUGACGAAGCCGAAUGAAAAUACUGAACAAUGUGUUGACUUGGAAACCAAUUAGAAAAGUUCAUCCCAGGCUGUCCAGCAUAGCCAAUAGGAGGUGGACGUCACUCAGUAGCAGAUCCUUUCGGAAGCAAGAUGGACAUAACAGCCGAAGUGAAGGAAUGGCUAUCAGGCAUCACCCCUGUGAAGAAGGCAAAGCUGUUUUUCUUCUCUACUCAUGCUAAUACUCCCAGUUGCAUGAGGACCCAGAAUGUCGAGACAACCCAGUUACCGCUGGCAAGUGCUGUCGCUCUUGGAAAUUUCAACCAAAUAGAUGAUUAUUUGGAGGGGAAGGCAAAGGCCUUUUCUCGUCAUAAUGUGAUUGAAAAAACAAUCUCAGAGACAGAUUACGAAUAUCUGAGUUUUUUCUCCGCUUGCAAAUAUUUGAAUGUUGUUCCUUGUUUUUUUGAUUUGGAAAAAGUAUCUUCUAUUCAAGACAACUUUGAAAUGACGGACGAGGAGCGAGACUAUCGCUUCUUAUUGGAUUCUGCCGACCUUGUGCUAGAAAAGAUCUGCGACUCACUGAAGCCAGCAGGAGUAGCGCAGAUUUGGAGAGCUCUGAGAAAAGAUAGGAUGCUAACCUUAGGUGUGCAUACCAUAGAGGUUAUUGGUUUCUCCGUUCAUUUAGAGCCAAUAGGGAUAAAAGAGUGCCUAUUCUUUUACAUAGUUCGUCAUUUGCAAAUGCUAAAUAAAAUCAACAGGGUGUGUACAAGUAAACUGGAGCGCCUCCUAGGGGAUUGUGAGGAAGAGUCAGCCUGUGAAGAGGGGAAAACACUUAGUUCUAUUAUAGAGGGCCUGCGUUGCUACCCAGUGGAGUGCUAUCCUUUUGGCUUCUGUCUCAUAUUGUCUGUUCAAAGCAACCGGGAUGGAGCGAUUGCAGAAAUCCAGAAAGUGUUAACUGUCUCCAAGCAUCUAGGCAUGAUAUCGCACCAUGAAAAGGAUCCAAAGGAAAAGACAAUCGAAAACAUGAAAAAUGAAUUGAUGAAGCCUAAAUAUCGGUUCUACAGUUCCUUCACUUGCUGGUUCAUGUCUCAUGGGGAUGAAAACUGCAUGGAGCUUGCUGAUGGGAACACUAUUGAAAGACAAAGCUUUCUUACAAAGUUCUCCAACAUAGAUUCUUUCCAGCUGAAGCCAAAAGUAUUCUUCAUGGUGUCAUGCCUAGGUAGAAAGAAGUUCAGACUUGAAGCUGAUGACAGAGAGAGCCUUCAAGCAAAAGGGGAUCUGUUUUCUAUUGGAAGCACCAGAGUCAGGGAUUAUAUGCUUGACGUACCCGACAGAGGGCGCGACAUUUAUCAUACACAGCCCAUGAUGGACACGCUGGUGGCCUACUCAACAAUGCCCGACAACCUAUCUGGGCGGGAAACCACUCACGGAUCCAUCUACGUGGACCGUGCGUGCAUGCUGAUGUGUGAAAAUAUCAGCAGAGGGAAAAGCUUCACAGAGAUCCUGGAGCAUCUGAACCAAGAACUGCAUGAAAUUAUACAAACAGAAGAUGAAGAGGAUUGUGUAUACAAGCACGGGUGUCAUUAUAAUUCCCAUUUUCGGAAGACACUUAAGCUGCCUGUUGAGCGGAACAACGAUUAAGCAAUUUUCAUUGUCUUUAUCUAAGGUGUAUGCACGCAGACGGACUGGCAGACACACACACACACAUGCACAUGCACACAACCACACACACACACACACACACACACACACACACACACACACACACACACACACACACACACACACACACACACACAAACACACACAUGCACACGCACACACGCCCAUAAUGAGUAUUUAAUCUAAUUAGAAUAUGCCUUGAUAGAUUAUAAUGAUUAUUCUUUUAAAUAUCAGGGGUAUGAUUUACUUGAGAGCUACACAUAUGAUCAUUUUUUGUUAAUUCUUAAAAGUAAACUAAAGAAUAUAUCCUUAAAUGUGUCAUUCUGUAUAAUGACUUGGAAAUUUGCAUCUAAUUCCUAUAACAAUACACAUGCAAUGUUGUUUGUGAUUGAAAGUCUCUGUAACCGGUGAAUGAAUAAAGUUCCUAAGUUAU